Molecule: messenger RNA, 3989 nt
Organism: Aspergillus saccharolyticus JOP 1030-1
Lineage: Eukaryota; Fungi; Ascomycota; Eurotiomycetes; Eurotiales; Aspergillaceae
Product: condensin subunit YCS4
Exons: 6
Coding region: 168-3734 (1188 amino acids)
Biological process (GO): mitotic chromosome condensation; mitotic cell cycle; meiotic chromosome condensation
Cellular component (GO): condensed chromosome, centromeric region; nucleus
Molecular function (GO): histone binding
Source: RefSeq, a predicted model, not a curated record
CGCCUGUUUUCUUCUGCUCGCUCCCCUCCCCUCUGACCUCAGCUCUCUCCUCCCAUUUCCCCAUAAUAACGCCGCCCACCUUAGCAACAUCUUCUUCAUAAUUUUGUCCUCCUGCUGCCCGCACAAGUCGCGUGUCCUGCGAGGACUUUCCUCGCACGUCACUCAAAAUGGAAGAUCGCGUUCAGUUUGACAUCAAUGAAUCGCUCAAAUUCUACUUGAGCGAUCCGGCCUCCGUGCCUACGCCCGAUGCCGACCCCGAGCUGCUCGACUGCGAAAUCGAUCCAGACCAAUUGACACAAGUCAAUAUUGAUAACGUUCUUAAUCCGAUCGUGGAUGCUGUCGCCGAGAACCCGGAAGGGCUUACCCGGGGGUCAUUUUAUGAUUCACUGCAAUUUCUGUUGAAAUUUUCUGCCUUCUCCCCCACCCGAAAUCUGAGUAAACUCCUAGAUCUUGUCGUAUCCGGUCUAUCAAUUGAAGCAGAUAUAAUCCAUGGCGAUCUCGAAUCCGAUGAGCAGGACACAAUUCAGCAGCACAAAAGUUUGCUGGAGAUGUAUGGGUUUCUAUUGCAAUGGGCUCUCUCGGCCGUCGAGCUGAAAGCUGCCGAAAAGCCAACGGAGGCUGCUCCCGCUAGGCGAGGCGCAGGCAAACUUACUAAGUCCAAAACUAGUACCAAGGAUGGGAACUGGGACUGGACAACGCAAAUCCAGGCCGCAAUGGAGACUAUGUGUAAAGUGAUGAAACUCAAGCUCGGCAGGAUUUUCCUGACGACCUCGGACCGGGAUACGUUCAUAAAUUUGUUUACUCGCUCUAUCUAUCUGAUUCUCGAGAGUGAGCAACGCGUCAAGAGCAUGAAUAUUCGGAUGCAUGCCUUUAAGGUCCUCUGUAUUGCUGUGAAACACCAUGGACAUGCAUUUGGGGCGCAGACAUCUAUCGUACAAAGCCUGACAUAUUUUGAACACUUAUCCGAGCCUAUGGCAGAAUUUUUGCACAUUCUUGCCGAGCAAUACGACUACCCCCAGCUCUCGGAUGAAAUUUUGAAGGAGCUUGGGAACAAGGAAUUCAACUCCAACGAUACUCGCGGACCCAAGUCGGUGUCCUCUUUUAUCAUCAAGCUCUCAGAGCUGGCACCUCGCUUGAUCAUCAAGCAAAUGACUCUUUUAGCUAAACAGCUAGACAGCGAGUCCUACACCCUCAGAUGCGCAGUGAUUGAAGUUUGCGGUAAUCUUAUAUCCGAACUCAGCCGUCAAGAGGAGAGGGGCGACAAUUACAAAACGCAGAUAAAUGCUUUCUUCGACGUUCUAGAGGAGCGCUUUCUCGACAUUAAUCCUUACUGCCGGUGUCGUGCUAUUCAGGUGUAUAUGAGGAUCUGCGAUCUGGAACAGAAAUUUCCAAAGCGGCGGCAAGCCGUAGCAGAGCUGGCUGCGAGAAGCCUAGAAGACAAAAGCAGCAAUGUAAGACGGAACGCCAUCAAACUGCUUGCAAAGCUGGUAUCAACGCAUCCAUUCAGUGUUAUGCAUGGUGGGCAGCUUUCACUUACGGAGUGGACAGCUCGACUCGAUGGGGUGGACACUGAGCUGAACGCGUUAAGGCCCCCCGAAACACAAGGCUUCGAAGGUGGUGAUGCAUCCCAUGUCGACAGUGCGUUGUUGGAUGACGCAACCCAGUUACCUGAAGAUUCCCCAUCUAAAGCUACGCGUUUGACCGAGGAAGAAAGGGCAGCAGCAAUCAAACAUGCUGCGGAGCAAGCUGCGACGUCGGAAUUACUCACACGCCUCCAACUUACAAGAAAAUACUACAACGAGGCUGUCCGCUUCAUUCAAGUCCUUCAUUCGGCCUCCCCCUUAGUUGCUCAGCUCCUGUCGUCGAGGAACAAGAGUGAGGCCAUUGAAGCUAUGGACUUCUUCGUUGUUCUUGAUGCGUAUAGGAUUGAGACUUCCCGUAGUGGGAUCCGCCGAAUGUUGCGACUUAUUUGGACCAAAGGCAACAGCGACGAAGGCAAGGGAGUUCAAACACAUCUGAUAGACUGCUACAGGGGACUUUUCUUUGAAGCGCCGGACUCAUUCAGCCCUAAUGAUGCCGCGAACUACAUUGCACGCAAUAUGAUCAGUUUGACCUUCGGCUCGACGCCUGCUGAGCUCACUUGCUUAGAACAACUAUUGAGCACGAUGAUGAAGGCGGGCCACAUACCGGAUACCGUCAUCUCAAAGCUCUGGCAAGUCUACGGCGUGCAAAAGAAGGAUAUAUCGAAGACCCAACGUCGAGGUGCCAUCAUUGUUUUGGGUAUGCUGGCCUUGGCGAAACCCGAAAUUGUUAUCAAGGAGCUUGAGACCAUGCUACGAAUAGGCCUUGGAAGCCUUGGAAAAUCCGACCUUGUGCUUGCGAAAUAUACAUGCAUUGCUGUGCGGCGGAUGGUGCCCGGUCGUCAGGCAAAAUCCAAAGAUAUCGGCAUACCGAAGUUGACCAACGAUCAUCCCGUCCUUACGAACCUUGCUGCUAUUAUAGAAAUUGUGUCCAUGAGCAAAGAGUGGUACGGAGUGGCAGAGCAGGCUAUUAGCGCCAUCUAUACAUUAUCGAAACAUCCAGAUGUGCUAUGUUCAGAUAUUUUGAAACGGAAAACUAGAUUUGUCUUCCAGGCUCAUGCUCAUAGGUCUUACUCCAAAUCACCCCCUGAGCCACAAGAACAACAGCCUGAUACCGCUUCGACUGAGAGCCAAGCAGCCGGACGAAAGACAUCUUCCGCCGGUUUGUCACAGUUGCUAUUUGUCGUUGGCCAUAUUGCAAUCAAGCAGAUCGUUCAUCUAGAGUUGUGUGAGCUUGACUUCAAACGCCGUAAGGCAGAGCAAGAAAAGAACAAACCUGCACACCCCUCUAUCCAAGAAGAUUCCAAAGAAGAGGAUAAUGAAUUAGAUCUUAUUGGUGGGACGACUGAAGACGACUUUACAGACGCUAUGGCUCAUAUUCGCGAGAGGGAAUUGCUCUACGGGGACAAUUCGCUGCUUUCGAAUUUCGGCCCUUUGGUUACAGAGAUCUGCGCCAACAGCAACAUUUAUUCUGAUCGAGAUCUUCAAGCAGCAGCGACUCUCUGCAUGGCUAAACUUAUGUGUGUUUCCGCGGAGUAUUGCGAGAAAAAUCUCCCCCUUUUGAUCACAAUCAUGGAGCGGUCCGACGAUCCUAUAGUUCGCAGUAACGUCGUCAUCGCUCUUGGAGACAUGGCAGUCUGUUUCAAUCACCUAAUUGAUGAGAAUACUGAUUUCCUCUACCGACGAUUGAAUGACGACGAUGCCUCCGUGAAGCGCACAUGCCUCAUGACCCUCACUUUUCUGAUACUGGCGGGCCAGGUCAAAGUCAAGGGCCAAUUAGGCGAAAUGGCCAAGUGUCUUGAGGAUGAGGACAAAAGAAUUGCCGAUCUAGCGCGUAUGUUCUUUACGGAACUGGCCACUAAGGAUAAUGCUGUUUAUAACCACUUCGUGGAUAUGUUUAGCCUGCUAAGCGCAGAACGUAGCCUCGAGGAAGCUUCAUUGAAACGCAUUGUCAAGUUCCUAGUCGGAUUCAUAGAAAAGGAGAAACAUGCGCGACAACUUGCUGAGAAACUAGCUGCGAGACUGCCGAGAUGCGAGACUGAACGCCAGUGGAGUGAUGUUGCUUAUGCUUUGUCUCUGCUUUCCCAUAAGAAUGAAGAAAUUACCAAGACAGUGGCUGCAGGCUUCAACAAGGUUGUUACUGCAAAUGCCUGAGCUGAUUGAGCUAUUUCUCGCAGUAAUGCCCCUUCAUUACUCUACCGAAUUGCUUUUCUUUGUGAACCUUAUUGUUCUCACAAAUGUGUACUCUGGUUUGGAUGGAGAUGUGAGAGAUGAAAAUCCCCGAUAUUUGGCCUGGUACUUCGAUAAGGCGUUUCCAGGGCAAUGUUUUCUUUUUCCUUUUUCUUUUUGGCUUCUCGAGGGUUUUUGGUUUGUUGCUGUCCCGUGUCGAAUGUCAAUUUUUACCGCAAU